UACCACUCUAGUUUCCCCAACUUUACCACGCCUCACUAUCCCCUCUGCUCCCACCCUUGGCUUUAGAGAGAUGAUGGGGUCAGAGAUCUUGACAUCGUGGUGGCCGGCGGCGGACACGCAGUUGCUGCCGCGGCUGAUGGAGCUCUUGUCUAACUUCCGGUGGCCGGAGGCGAUUGUGGCCGCGGUCUGCCUCUACCUCAUACACACGUACCGAAAGCAACGAGACGAGCUGGUCGUCGACUGGCCUCUGGUGGGCAUGCUGCCGGCUGCGCUCUUGAACAUCCACGACCUCUACGAGUGGACCACCAAGGGGCUCAGCAUCACCGGCGGAACCUUGUAUUUCAGAGGCCCCUGGUUCAGCGGCAUGGAGUACUUGGUUACCAGUGAUCCGAGAAACAUCGAGUACAUGCUCAAGACCAACUUCGGCAACUACCCAAAAGGCGAGGAGUUCGACGACAUCUUCCGCGACUUGAUGGGCCACGGCAUCUUCAACUCCGACGCCGACGCCUGGAAGGCCCAGCGGAAGGUGGCUAGCACCCUCGUCCAUGGCAAACCCUUCCGGCAGUUUGUCGGCCGGACCUCCGACGACAUGGUCCGCCACAAGCUGGUCCCGCUCCUCAACCACGCCGCCCAGUCCGGCGAGACCAUCAACCUCCAGGACGUGUUCCUCAGGUUCACCUUCGACAGCACAUGCACCGCGGUGUUUGGGAACAACCCCGGCUGCCUUUCCGUCGGCCUUCCCACCGUUCCCUUCGCGAAAGCCAUCGACGACGCCAUGGAGUCCAUCCUCUUCCGCCACGCCCUCCCUGAAAACUGGUGGCGCCUCCUCCGCUUCCUCAAGCUCGGCAAGGAGCGCCAGUUCGCCAAGUCCAUGGCCGUCGUCGAGAACUUCGUCGAUGACCAGCUCGCCCAGAGGAAGGCGUUGCUCGACUCCCAGCGCGCCGCCGGCUCCGGCGCCAGUCCAGUCGUCGGCGAUGACUUGCUCUCCAAUUACAUGGCCAUGUCGGAGGGCGACUCGAAGUUUCUCCGAGACACCUGCGUCAACUUCCUCAUCGCCGGAAGGGACACCUCCGGCGUCGCGCUCAGCUGGUUCUUCUGGCUCCUGUCCAAGCACCCCGACAUCGAGGCCAGGCUCCUGGAGGAGCUCGCCACGAUUGUCCGCGACAAGAAAGAAGGCGAACAGUCCUUCACCCACGAGGACCUCCAGAAAAUGGUGUACCUCCAAGCUGCCCUCUGCGAGAGCCUGAGGCUCUACCCUUCCGUCCCCAUUGGGCACAAGAGCGUCCUCAAGGAGGACGUCCUCCCCAGCGGCGACGUGGUGAAGCCGGGCGUGAAGAUUCUCUACGUCAUCUACUCGGUGGGGAGGAUGGAGUGGGUGUGGGGGAAGGACUGCUUGGAGUUCGUCCCGGAGAGGUGGCUCGACGAAGAUGGUAGGCUCAAGAAGCAGCAAAUUAGCGACUUCAGGUUUCUGGCCUUUAAUGGCGGACCGAGGACGUGCGUGGGGAAGGAGAUGGCGUUUGUGCAGAUGAAAUACGCAGCGGCUCAGGUUCUGCUCAACUUUGAAAUCAAGGUCAUAGAGAGCCACCCAAUUGUGCCCAAGCCUUCUGUCAUUAUGUCCAUGAAGCAUGGCCUAAUGGUGAAGGUGAAGAAGAGAAGCGAGCCGUCAACUCAUUAGAGAUCCACUCAUUCAUCAGAUGCAGUGUUGUAUGGGUCCUUCCUCCAUGAACGGGUUCAUGAUCAGAAAGAAUCUCAUGAACGUGGAAAGGUCCCUUGGUAUUUAGCUUUCUUCCAUUAUACUAUCGCUCUUGGUGUUUCGAUAGAGUGAAAAAAAUAUGUGCAAAGCUACUGCCUGUGUAGAUCAUGUAUGGUUUUAAACUUCAAAGCGUGUCUUUAAACUGAAGGAUAUAAAGUUUUGUUUCAAAAAGAAAAAGAAGUGGGAAAAAAGAUUGGAGUUAUUGUUUGGGGCUGCAAAUGCAUGGCUGAAUAAAUUCA
Molecule: messenger RNA, 1992 nt
Organism: Nymphaea colorata (pocket water lily)
Lineage: Eukaryota; Viridiplantae; Streptophyta; Magnoliopsida; Nymphaeales; Nymphaeaceae
Product: cytochrome P450 86B1-like
Exons: 1
Coding region: 71-1675 (534 amino acids)
Molecular function (GO): monooxygenase activity; heme binding; iron ion binding
Source: RefSeq, a predicted model, not a curated record